Molecule: messenger RNA, 1101 nt
Organism: Zootermopsis nevadensis
Lineage: Eukaryota; Metazoa; Arthropoda; Insecta; Blattodea; Termopsidae
Cellular component (GO): membrane
Molecular function (GO): growth factor activity
Source: RefSeq, a predicted model, not a curated record
AAUAAGUCUAUAGGCUACGCCAGAAGUUCCCAAAGUUAUUGGCGUCAUUGGUUUUUCGGGCGGGGGCUGGGGGGUGCUGUUUGUAUGGAAAACUUUUGUUAACGAAAUAUGGAGACACAUUUUUAACAUCCUUUGCUUGGUUGAGGCAGUUUAGCAUCGGCGGAUUUAGGAGGUAAACGGCAAUAUAAGACUAAUUAUACCUACGAUGAACCUGGAAAACGACCUUAGAGCGGCCAUUUCAAAACUCCAACCUCGGUAUGAUAAGUUAUGUUCACAGAAGCAACCACAUCCGUCCCACUAAUCCAGGAUGCGGUCACCUACAGACCAACGUCCUGGAGCGGUGUGGAGCUGCAGAGUCGAGUUGUGACAACAAUACGAUGGAGCUCUAUGCGAUUUUUCUCCUGUUCGCCUGUGUAUCAGCACAAAAGAAACAACACGAUUGUGAACAGCAGCCUGAAGUGAUACACACAUUUGAAAAGCUUAAGACCUGCAAAGACAAAACUUUCACAGCAGAUUUUCACAAAGGCAUGAUGAAUACUACAUGCCGAAGCCCCGGAGACACAGUUGUGCCCAUUGCAUCGGACGAGCCUGGCACGCUGUAUACACCAAGUGCUGUGGUAGUCAAGAGGUGUGCAGGGGUGUGUCUGUAUCAGUUAUCCUGCAUUCCAACAGAGAAAAUAAUGGUUCCUUUCAGUGUACGAAGCCACAGAGAGGGAGAAACAACAACAACAUGUGGGACAAUUUAUGUAGAAGAACACGUGAGAUGCAAAUGUGACUGCAAGGUUAUGGAAUCCCACUGCAAUCCUGACAGGCAGGAAUACGACAGGCCUGCAUGCAUGUGCAGGUGUAUGAAUAUGGCCGAGAAAGAGGAAUGUGAGAAAAGCGACAGACUGUGGGAUCAGAAGGCAUGCAAAUGUAGGUGCAUGGAGGAAGAAGACUGUACCACAGGACUAUACUGGGUCCCUUCACUAUGCAGGUGUAUGAAAAUGAUGGAUGAGGAGAACAAUGACAUCGAGUGAACAUGGCUGAAAGCAAUACUUAGAAAGCAAACUGUACUCUCACACAAGUGCUCAGAAAUAAAUAAUAUACUGAUCUGUACUA